UUUAACUUUAAUAUAAUUAAGGAAUACAAUACCCAAGUGAUAUUGAUGUGUGCUGUUAAGAAGAAAUGAGGUUAUGACGGUAUGAUAUAACCAAAAAAAACGCAACUUUUUUUUUCUUUUUUUUUUACUCACUUUUGUUACUGACAAGCUCGGCCAUGAAGCAGAGCUGACAGGAAGUUAAAAUUCUGGAGCAGCAAUGUUUCUUCUGUUUUUAUUAUAACCUUAGAAAUAUAACAUAGGGUAAAAAUGGAAGCCUUAGAAAGAAACCAGGAAUCUCUGAAAGUUGUCAUUGAAGAAACUAGUGAUGUAAAUGAACCAAAUAAGGUGGAAGAAGAAGAACCUAAGACACCAAGAGCAUAUCAUAGGAGAAAAUCAUCUUUACAAUUACGGAGAAGUACGUCAGAGGAUAAUCCAGGUUUACCAGUGAGCAUAUCGUACAAGGCUGGAGAUGAUACAGUUGAAGUUUCAAAUUUAAGUGAUGGAAGUUUUGCUAUUGACUCAACAUAUGAACCACCAAUCUCAGAUUUGGAUCUUCUUCUGGCAGCAACAUAUGAAAGAGGAUGCAAGAGAGGGAAGGCAUUCGGACUUUAAAGUAUCA
Messenger RNA from Penaeus monodon (black tiger shrimp), 598 nucleotides. RefSeq lists its product as uncharacterized. The record is from RefSeq and is a predicted model, not a curated record. NCBI's taxonomy places the organism in Eukaryota, Metazoa, Arthropoda, Malacostraca, Decapoda, Penaeidae. The coding region runs from base 247 to 591 and encodes 114 amino acids. The transcript is spliced from 4 exons.